AUGUCUCAAUUUCUUCGGCGUAUUAUUUCAUUACCUAUUCAAUCAAUUCGUUCAUUUCAUUCAUUCGAUGAUGUCACACCAGCAAAAUAUAUUUCAACUCAUCUAAAAAAUGGUCUUGGUUCUCGAUAUGUUUGUCAAUUACAACGAUUAACUAUACAAGUAUGUAAAGAAUUUCGUACAUCUUAUGGUACACGAGAAUGGAUUGCUAAUGAUCUAAUGAAUUUUGCUCGUCAACAUCCAUAUGUUGUUGUUUAUGUUCAACCACGUCGUCAUCGUGCACCAAAUUUAAUUGGAGAAUAUUUAAGUGGUGAUCGUCAAUGGAUACCACUUUCGAAUUGUGAUCGACAACAAAUUAAUUGGUGGGUACAUUCAUUAUUAACACAACAAGGUGAUCCACAAUGGAGAUUAUUAAAACAAAUGCAUACAGAUUCUCCAUCAAUACAAGGUAUAUGGACACCAUUUACAAAUAAACCAAAUGACCUAAUAACAAGAACAUAUCCAGAUAAAGAUCUUAUCGAAAUGGAAUAUCCACAAAUGACAGCAACACAACAAAUACAAGAAUUAUUUGAACAACAAAAAACGAAUAAAACUACAUAG
Molecule: messenger RNA, 597 nt
Organism: Rotaria sordida
Lineage: Eukaryota; Metazoa; Rotifera; Eurotatoria; Philodinida; Philodinidae
Source: the annotation of a GenBank genome assembly